AUGAAAAAAGUAGUUUCAGUUCUGUUAAUGGAAAAACCCAUCGUCGAUGAAGCUGCUGCCGAGGAAGAAAAAGAAAAACAAAAUAAUGAGCUCCAACAGUGGAUGACUAAUGAUUACUUGUGCAAGAAUUUCAUUCCUAAUGCACUAAGUGAUGAUCUGUAUGAUUAUUACAACAACGACAAAACUGCCAAGGAGACAUGGGAGGCGCUACAGAAAAAAUAUGAUACCGAGGAGGCUGGAACAAAGAAAUAUGUGGUUAGCCGCUACCUCAAAUAUCAGAUGACUGAUGACAAAUCUGUCGAGGCGCAGUCCCAUGAAGUGCAGAAAAUAGCUCAUGAGAUUAACUCUGAAGGUAUGGUUCUUGAUGAACAAUUUCAAGUUGCUGUUUUAAUUGACAAAUUACCUCCCUUGUGGAAGGAAUUUAAGAAUUCUCUCAGGCACAAAACCAAGGAGUUUUCGCUGGAAAGUUUGAUAACUCGCCUUCGAAUUGAGGAAGAGGCAAGAAAACAGGACCAAAGAGAUGAAGUGCUUGUUGUUUCAAACAGCACAAGAAAGUAUAGUUCGGCGAAUCUGAAGCCAAAUGGCAAAAAAUUUAAGAAUCAGAAUCGUAGUUCGAACUCGAACCAAAAUGUGAACCGUAACAAAAUGAACCAGAAUGGCAAUCCUUCAAGAAACCAUAAUGUGAAACAGCAACCACCUGUGAGAAAUGAUCUGCCACCAUUUUUAUGUUUUAAUCGUGGCAAACCAGGUCAUAUGGCACGCAAGUGUCGGAACAGGCCAAAUACUGCUCUGCAGGCUAACUUGACUUAA
This is a messenger RNA of Mercurialis annua (annual mercury), 810 nucleotides long. RefSeq lists its product as uncharacterized. Gene Ontology annotation, molecular function: zinc ion binding; nucleic acid binding. The record is from RefSeq and is a predicted model, not a curated record. The transcript has a single exon. The coding region runs from base 1 to 810 and encodes 269 amino acids. Lineage: Eukaryota; Viridiplantae; Streptophyta; Magnoliopsida; Malpighiales; Euphorbiaceae.